UAAACGAGAGGUAACAGCUCGACAUAAACAUGUCAUUUCCGGACUAAACUAGGGAUUGGCGCCAGGGCCCAUGUUCAAUGAAAAUCUUGGGAUUCUUCUUUGUCCAUAUUGUUGAUAACAGCGAGACUAUCGUAAGAAGAGCCGGGAGGGUAAAGUCCAGUCACCAGGGUUAGGGUAUAUUUAGAAAUUUGAUGGAGUAUAUGAUGAGUGAUUGUGCUUCGUUACCCAAAGUAAAAUACACCUCUAUCGCUAUUGAUGGAAUACCUACAAAGCAGGUCUCAAAUUUUUUAAAGAGAGAGAAUUAUCGACAUGCACAUGCACAUUUCGUCUACCACCAACUAUAUCACACGUCGAACAACCUCUAUAUUUUCGUGAUAGUACAGAUGUUUACAUGUUUUGUGAAGCACAUGGAAUACCCAAACCUCGUUUUAAAUGGAAACGUAAUGGAAUUGUGAUAACAAAAAAUGAUUUUAUGGAAUUUAGCCCAGUUUUAGGGAAUUUAACCAUUUCCAACGCCACUCAUCAUGAAGAAGGAGACUAUCAGUGUGUAGCUGAAAAUAAAUGGGGUACAAGUCUGUCCACCCCAGCACCACUUGUCUAUGCAAGAUUAGACCCAUUUAGUACAAAAACGGAUCAACAAACAUAUAAUGUUAAAGAGGGUGAGAGUGUAAGUAUAACAUGUGAGAACAUACCAGAAUCCAGACCUGAUCCCAUUUUCUCCUGGUAUCUCAAAACAAUUUUUACUGGUAAAAGUGAUGCUACAGAAAUUAAAGAAGGAGACAGCUUAGCUAUAGAUGUAAACGGGACUCUCCAUUUGCUGAACACUAAACUAGAUGAUAUUCAGUCGGAUAAAGUAUAUCUCUGCGGCGUUACAAACAAAGUACUAAACACGAUUGUUCUUGGAAGUGAAACACGUAUAACGAUGGAGGAAAAUACUCAAGUUUCAAGUACAAAACCUCAUUUACUGACGGCAACACAUGAAGUGACAGAGGUGAUUGGUAAAACUGUUGUUUUACAAUGUAUUUUCGGCGGAAGCCCUGUGUCUGAUAUCAAGUGGUUUAGCUCAUCUGGAGCGGAAUUGGUAACAGAUGGCGUGAAAUAUGACGUGGUAAAGUUCGGGCGACAACUUACGAUACAAAAUAUUGAUGAAACUGAUGAAGGGUCGUAUUCGUGCGUAGCGUCAAAUGGUGAAGCAAGAGCUAACGUUAAACUGAAUGUUACAUCUCCACCGAUUUGGAUAAAAACCAUUAUCUCUCGGCAUGCCGUGGAAGGUGAUGAUGUGACAUUUUACUGCAAGGCAAGGUCCGCCGCCGGGGAACGUCCAGUAUCAAUGACUGAGUGGUAUAUAAAUGGUGAAUCAUUAAGCUUACAGAAAGAAGCGGAAAAUGGUCGGCAGAUCGAACUCAACCCAGAUCAAACUACCCUCACUAUCAAAGGAGUUUCACGUGAUCGAGACAUUAUGUGUAUCCAGUGCCGAUUGUCGAAUAGUGUUGGCUCAAUUUUUAAAGAUGGUUUCCUGAAUGUCUUAAAACCGAUCAAAAUCUGGUCCCGACCACCGAGUACUAUUAUUUACAAUCAAGAAGAAGUGAUUGAUUUUUCUAUAAACGCUUCAACAGAUCCUAGUCGCACAAUUGACAGAAAAUGGUUCUUGAAUAACAAUGUCCUGGUGCCUUAUCAAACAUAUUUCGAAUAUGACAGUGUUACAGGGACAUUUCUAUUUAAUACGACUUUAGUGAAACCAGAAAAUUUGGAAGCCAUGAUGGGACUGUACACGUGUCAAUUAUCACAUCCAGACCAAACCGUAAACGUCACGUUCACUCUCAAAACUAACGAUACAUCGGACACAUCCGAUUCUAUGGCAGAUCUAGCAAAAACAUCUAGUAAUAUUUAUAUCAUAGGUGUAAUAUGUGGUGUUUUAAUACUGGUCUUAGCCCUUGUCGUCAUCCUCGUGCUAUGGAAACAACGUAACCCAAAGGGUGUUUAUAACUUGGGUGCUGAAGAGAAGAAGAACUACAAUCUAACACCGAUCGAUGAAUUGGAAACAGAAGAACUUCGUAUCGACAAUUGAAUACUUUGAAUGAAAGUACACGCCAGUAAUACUCUAAAUAGGUCGUAAAGCCCGUACGUCAAUAAUACUCUAACCCGAUCACAAGACCUAUACGCCAUUAAUACCCUGUCAGUAAUACGUUGCCAAGACCUGGGUCCGUAUUCAAGGUUUUCUUAAAGUUGAAUAAAAAUACUUAAAUUGUCCGCUUAACUAAGUGUGUUAUAUUAAAUCGGUAUUCAUAGGCUGUAUGUUACAUAUCCUUGGCUAUGCGAAAAACUUAAUACACUUAAAUUAUGGAAUACCCCCAAUCGCCAAAAAGCAUGAAUUUCUAACUUAUGAAAUAACCCACCACUGCCAAAAAUCACGAAUUUCUAACUUCACACGCAAGUUAUGUCCCAUUAAGAGCACUACUCACACUAAACUUGGACUGUCUGUUUACAGUUAGCUACGCUUGAGAACACACACAAAGCUAGUUGACCGACAUUUUAAUACCUAAAUCGACGAUAUAUAUAUAGUCGACAACUCAAAGUAUAAUUCGAUAAUUAUAAAAAAAAAUGCUUAUUACGCUUCAAAUUAAUAUCAUUUAGUCUGUUCUUUUCAUUUUAAAAAGCAGACAUCUUUAAUACAUUUUCUCUUUUAAUAUGAACUUAAACAAUAUAUAAUAUACAGUAGAAUCUGUAUGAGCAGCCACUCCUAUUCAGCGACAUCUCCUUGUAAGCGGUCACGAUAAAUUCCCCCCGUAGAAAUUCUGUUGUUUUAUCUCUUUAUUCAACGGUCACUCCUCUAACGCGGCCAGCGGUCACUAUUUUACUAAUAAAUUCAACAAAACAUCGCCCAUUCAACGGCCAUUGUUGAAUGAUACCAUCUUGUCGUUCUUUGUAACACCCCCGCUAACCCGGGAUUAUCUGUUAAUUAAUCUUUUGUUUUAUUAAACGACUAACCUGAUCAUUGUUUUCACGCGUAACGACACAUUAUUUGAUACUGAUUGAAUAAAAUAAAAGUACCGAGUUUUGUCACGAUCAUCUAGUAUCUCUCUUAGCGCCUCCUAUAAUAUUACAUACAGAGUUACACCCCCUGUAAAUAGGUGAUAAAAUUGGCGAUGUUUUUUGUUCAUGUGCUUUUUUGAUAAAAUAAAAUGAAUUCAUCGAUUUUCUUCACAAAAAUGGAUAAAUAUUAUCGAAUGCAUCACAAUGGUAGACAGUAGUAUCGAAGGUUGGUACAAAAUGACAAGUUUACAGAAGUUAUGUUCGAGAUUUGAGUAAAGAAUUUUCGUCCGGCGCAAGAUUCAGCGACGGCCAAAUUUACCGCUUCCAAUGCAUCCAAGCGUAAUAUUUAAUUUAUGUCGGCACAAAAAGCAACGAGAUUUUAUUAAGAGGCCACUCCCGUUAACUUAUGUCCGAGAUUUGAGUAAAGAAUUUUCGUUCGGCGCAAGAUUCAGCGACGGCCAAAUUUACCGCUUCCAAUGCAUCCAAGCGUAAUAUUUAAUUUAUGUCGGCACAAAAAGCAACGAGAUCAUAAAAUAAAUAUUUUUAUUUAUCUUUUGUGUUCUUUUAAAAUAAAUUUAUUUUUUAAAUAAACAAAUAUAUAUUUUCGUUGGA
This is a messenger RNA of Patella vulgata (common limpet), 3645 nucleotides long. RefSeq names its product contactin-5. The transcript is spliced from 13 exons. NCBI's taxonomy places the organism in Eukaryota, Metazoa, Mollusca, Gastropoda, Patellidae. Gene Ontology annotation, biological process: cell-cell adhesion. Bases 392 to 2068 code for a protein of 558 amino acids. The record is from RefSeq and is a predicted model, not a curated record.